Molecule: messenger RNA, 3496 nt
Organism: Cryphonectria parasitica EP155
Lineage: Eukaryota; Fungi; Ascomycota; Sordariomycetes; Diaporthales; Cryphonectriaceae
Exons: 1
Coding region: 415-1317 (300 amino acids)
Source: RefSeq, a predicted model, not a curated record
CCAACCUUCAAAGAUCAGUUGUUGUUUUUUGUGUCGUUUCUUCUUUUUUCCCCCUUUAAUUCACUUCAUUCUAAGUCAUAGAGCUGUGCUCUACUGAUCAACGUUAAUUUCCAAACAAACCAUAAUACCCCCCCAAAAAAAAACACCAAAAAUCAUAACCCUUUUUUCACCCUUCAGUUUACACCAUACGCCCUCAGUUGCUGGUCAACACCUACAAUCUAAUACCCAAUACCCAGUCUUGAAGACUACGACCAACUUGCUAAUAAAACAACCACUGAUUUUUCUUGCUCGAAGCGACAUCUGAGCUGUCUCAACGGGAGACAAAUUCGGAACUUCAAUCUUUUUUCUCAACACAGCAGCAUUAAUUUUUUUUUUAAUCCCACCCGGGUGUUCUACCUCUAGUAUCAAGUCAUAAUGUCGGCCACUCAACUCUCUUUCUCCCUCCGUGUCUCUUCUGGCGUCAAGACCGUCCACUUGCUCGGAUCUUGGGACAACUACGUCGGCCAGCUUCCCCUCUCCAAGGACAAGAGCUCUUCCAAGGGUACCUGGAGGGGCACUUUCCGCUUCCAGAGCUCUACCCUGGAGCCUGGCCAGAGGUACUGGUACUACUACAUCAUCGAUGGAUAUCACGUCUCGCACAACCCCAGCGAAACCUCCACGACGGAACCUACCACUGGCCGUGAGCUCAACAUCCUCGACGUCCCCAAGUCCAAGUCAUCCUCAUCCUCCCACCACUCCUCGUCCAAGCACUCCAGCAGCUCCUCCAAGCACCACUCGUCGUCAUCAUCCCGCCAUCACUCGUCCUCCAGCAAGGAGAAGUCGUCAUCGUCGCGCCACUCGCGGUCCUCCCUGACCGUCGACAUCCCCAAGGGCCGCCCUCUGUCCACCUCUCAGAUCAAGGCGCCCAAGCCCAUGUCGCCACACGCGACCAAGCACAUUCUGCACGACUACUCUGAGGACUCUAUCGACGAGCUGGCUGAGCGUUUCGGCUCAACCGGCCUGGAAGACGACUAUACCGAGUACAUCACUACCGACUUCGGCAUCUCGGACUCGCCUGUCAGCUCCAACGGCUCGUCGCUGUCGUACCGCUCGGACAGCUCCAGCCCCAACUCCAGCAUGUCCGGCUACAGCACCCCCAGCUCCGACUGUUCCAACUGCACGUGCGAGCGCUACGGCAUCACGCGCAAGGGAGAGCGGGUUCGUCUGGACUGCGGUGGCUCCCGCUGCGGCUAUGGUGACAGCUCUAGCGACUGCUCGAGCAGCGAUGGCGAGUACGAGAGCACGACGCGCCGUAAUGGCAUCGUCGUGCGUCACUAAGUGGGCUAUUUGGAUGACGAGGAUGCGUCUUGCUCGAGGGUGGGGAUGAGGAUCACGGACCUCACCGCACACAAAAACCCUCGAGAAGAUGAUUCUGGUCCACACGACAAGGGAAAGACACACGUCAAGGUCACGAGGGAGAAUUUGAAGUGACCGUUCAUUCAUUUCCGAGCAGGAGACGGCGAACAUCUCCCGCAAAAUUGCGGUUGUAGAAGCCAGCCCUCUUUUGUCUCGAGUGUACUUGUUGCUACACGUGCGCGGCAGCCGGCACAAGGUGCUCUGGAUGGUGCGGGGCGUGACAUUUUGUGUCCACGGUCAAGACAACUGCAGACUGGUUUUGCAAGUGUCUGUUGUCCGCGGGCCGUCAUGAACCUGCCCGGCCAUGUGAGCUCUUCGGUCCUGGUCGCGCGUAUGCGUGCAACCCCACACCCAUUCGGGUCGAUGCUGCGACCCCACGCGGCUUUGACAUCUGUUCCGGUUCCCAAGGAACGAUGUCUAGCCGUGUCAAAAAAGAAAAAGAAAAAAAAGUCCUAAUUUCGUUUUGUUUUGAGAUGAUCUCAGCAAUUCUUUCGGACAAUUAAUCCUCGGGCACUGUUUGCUCCCCUUGCGCCUGGUCUGUGACCUAAGUUGAGGGGGCAAAUGGACCUGCCACGAGGGCACGAAAACCCUCUAUAGUCAACCCUUUUUCUUUUUUCGUUGGAAAAUACUCAAAAAAGAAGAGUCCGGCUGUUUUGGGAUGGAAAUUGUACGGCACUCAAGUUCUUGAUCGGUCUGAUGAUCAUCUUGAGCAAGCCCCAGAUCUGGUGGAAGACAAUCUUAAGUGCGCGAGGCAAUUGGCCUGCGCAUGGUUCUGGGGACCAGAUAGUGUAUAGCUGCCUAUUUUGAAUCUAUUCACACUGGUCACGAUAUUUCAAGAUUCUGUUGCUCUUGAUGUGUGCCUGUGAUAAAAAUGUGCUUCUCGUUUCUUUAUCUCUCGUCCCGUGUGUAUCAAUGGUCUCUCCACACCCCCCCCCCCCCAACUACCCUUAGUCUUUGGGUCUAGGGGACUGGACACCCCUGUCACCCGCUGUAGCCUUGGGGCAAUGAUGGUCCGAAUUGGUGGGUCCUCCACUAUUGUGACAGCUGAUAGCGGGGUGCUCUCCUGAAGCUUCAGGACCCCGCAUCAGGAAGCAGCAGCAGCAGCAGCAUCCAUCUAUCUAUUCUACAACACUCUGGACAUGCAUGGCUUCUUUGUUGAGAUGCCUUCUUCAAUCUGAAACCCUGAACUUCAUUUUCCUUACGACCUGACCUUACAUCUCUGAUCUCAACCCUGCGCCGUUCUCCCUCCUUCGAAGCUCAACCGUUGCUGUCCCUCCCCAAUCCUCCAACUCCCCAUCCAGCAGAGAGCACAGAAAGAAAGAAGAGAAAGAAGCAAGAAACGAUGGCCUCCCACACCGUCCCAAUUCUCGACUCCCACAUCCACCUCUUCCCCUCCUCCGAGCUCACCACCCUCUCCUGGAACCAGCCCGGCCACCCUCUCUGGUCCCAACACUCCCUCGCCGAGUACCGCCGCGCCACCGCCUCCUCCGCCGACCUGCUCUCGGGCUUCAUCUUCCUCGAGACAGACCGGCGCAACGACGAGUCCGACCCCUCGGCCGAGGGCGGCUGGUCCGGCCCCCUAGGCGAGGUCUCGUGGCUCGCCCGCAUCGCAGCAGGCAGGCCACGCCCGGGUGAAGGCCACGGCCAAGGCACCGAGGGCGAACAGAGGGCCGACCGCGACCUGUGCAAAGGGAUCGUCCCCUGGGCGCCCGUGCCGGCGGGCGCGGAGGCCCUAGCGCGGUACCUGGAUGCGGCGCGGGCCACGUGCGAGCGGGACGGGGAUGCGUCUGUCUGGCCGCGCGUGCGCGGCGUGCGGUACCUGCUGCAGGACAAGCCGGACGGCACGAUGCUGCGGGCUGGGUUUGUCGAGGGGGUGAGGCUUCUGGGGCGGAAGGGGUUGGCGUUUGACGUGGGCGUGGAUCUGCACAGGCGGGGGAUGGGCCAGCUGGAGGAGGUGGUGGAGUUGGUGGAGAGGGCGCAUGAGGGCUUGGAGGCGAAGGAGAAGGUUACUUUUGUGUUAAGUGAGUGAAAAAGGGGGUUCUCGUUGUUUGUGAGAGAUCGCGCCACAGAGAGAGAGAGAAAGUGUGUCUGUGUGUCUGUG